This is a messenger RNA of Kockovaella imperatae, 1528 nucleotides long. RefSeq lists its product as hypothetical. NCBI's taxonomy places the organism in Eukaryota, Fungi, Basidiomycota, Tremellomycetes, Tremellales, Cuniculitremaceae. The record is from RefSeq and is a predicted model, not a curated record. The transcript has 4 exons. Bases 159 to 1208 code for a protein of 349 amino acids.
CGUUCUACAUCGACACUGCAGCGGGGAACAGUGUAACCCGUUAAAAACGCCCCGGUUUUUCACCCAAAUUACCCGUUCCAUAGCGGUUAACGUCAACCCCGUUCAAAACAUUCCCCCCCCCCCAAGUCCUUUCACUGAAAUUCCAUCCUACUCACACCAUGCCGAGUACGGACAGAGCAACAAAGAGACAACGGGCAGCCGUGGUCUGUAGGCUGUGCCUAUCUUGCAAGACUCGCUGCGAAGACGUCACGGAGCUAGGUUGUAAGCGGUGCAGGGACAAGAAGCGGCUCUGCUCGUUUAUCGAGAACGGGGAAUCAACGGGCAAUUCCACAGCACGACGCCCCGUUGAGAGUGCGACGGAUAACCGGACCGUGCUUCCCAGAGACUCCUCGUCGUCGACAUCAAGGCAAGGACGGAGGAAUUCAAGACAGGAACAGACGGCAAGACAGUCUGUUAUUGAGGAGCGGCACAACUUUGUUCCGCAAGUCGACUCUGUCCCUCCUUCUGUGGCCUGGCAUACCUCGGCAUCGACUAGCCCUUUCACAAGCAAUCAUAAUGCUCAACCGAUCCUCAGUCCCCUCCCGUCAAAUGACAGUACCAACCAAUACCCUCACUUUGACAAUGUCUUGGACUCUAGCGAGUUUGACGAGAGACUCUGCACUGCUUCCAAUGCGAGAGAGUUCCCCGAUGUCAUCAAGUUGGGCUUGAUGACUUCGGAUCAGGUCGACCAUGCUUUCUUCAUAUUUCAGCGUAGGCUUACUGCUCUCCUCUACCUACCCCCGUUCUGCGAGCUGGCUGUAGACAACAACAUACUACAGCACCCGUUUCUGACAUUGGCGACUUUGUGCUAUACUCCUUUCACGCAGACUGUCGACUUCGCGCCGUUGAUCGACCGAUCGGUCCGGCUUGUCAUGAGUGGAUGUGUUAGCUCGGAAGUCGUCACUGCACUCUACUUGAUCGCCAUGGCCCCCGUUUUGCCGAGUGCAGCUCAGACCCCUCACAUGACCUCGGGCUGGUUUCUGGAAUUGGCAUACUCUGCCGGCCGUCGACUGGGACUAGAAGCUCGGUCCAAGAAGGCGCUCGAAGAUCCUGAAAGAUUAUGUGAACCUUGGUUUGCAGCCACUCUGGAGCUCGUGCUGCUGUGGGAGAACAUCAAAGCGAGACACAACAUGUAUAUCGAGAGAACCACUUUCAUGGCUGAUCCAUAGUGUCUCCCUGAUGUACACACUGACGGACGAGCUACUUCCUUCCUGGGCCAACCGCCUGCCUUCCAAUCAUCCACGCGAGGCUUAUCGUCUGGCAAUCGGCCAACUCAGGCUUCUAUUAAGUCUUGUGGAGGCGGCGGCAGGGACGCACCAGUGUCUAGUCAGAGAAGAAUACGAAGGUACCGCCAGUGGACCGGUAGCAGACAUGGAUCACAAGGCCUGGAGAACCAUGAUGUCAAAAUUGGACGACCUAAGUCAUGAUCCAUGCAUGACGGAUCUCAUACGAUCCGAGAUUGGAUGUCUACCACAAAUGCUGGCGAUGC